AUGUGCGGCUCUCAUGACGAGGUCAACGAGUAUCGCGGUCAGGAUGGCGUCCAUCUCGAGGUCGGUCACGUUGUAGGUCUGACGAAGGAGGUGCGAGUCGGGCGCUACGUGAUUGACUUUGUCGAGGUUUCCCGCCUGCUUGUUCCUCGUGGUAGCGGCCUUUUCCUGCUCCGAGGUGUCCCUUACUCCAGGACCCGUAAUAUGGGCGGCCGACUGGCGUCCUACAAGAACGAAGUCUGCCAGGUGCUCGAGGUUGACAGUGACGAUCCACGCUCUCCUGUGGAGCAGGCCACAGUCGAGUUAACGAUUAACGACGUCAAGCCAGAGCCGAGGGUCCUCCACAGGACAAACAAGCCCUUUCCUGAGUGCCGAUUUGAUCCUGCGAGCUACAUAUCGAGUCAAGACAGAGAGGACCGCGCCCCAUUGACUUGCCGAUGGGUCCACACGUCGUACUAUCCAGACAAGCGGUUCCGACGUGCCAGGCGUCCCGUCGACGGCGAAGUCCUUGCGCAUUUCAAGGAGGGGGAUGUCGAGAAAAAUAGACAUCGCACCUCGGACACGGAGCGCACGAGGGACUGGCGGAGGGGAUCAUACACUAAAGGCGGGUCACUCGUACCCCAGGGCAAAGAGGAAGUGGCCGAUGCAAAACCUGGCGGAGAUGGUCGACUUCCACGCCUCGCUGGACAAAAAUACACGGUGGCCGACAUGUUUUCGGGUGCCGGCGGCUACACGUGCGGCGCAAAGAUGGCAGGGUUUCGAGUGGUGUGCGCAGUCGACCACUGGCCCCGAUGCAAUGCCACCUACCGGGCUAACCACCCGGAAGUUGAGCUCCACGAGGCCGAUAUUAUGGCCUACUGCAACGACCUCACUGUUGACCACGAGCCUGUCGACCUUGUGCAUCUGUCUCCGCCUUGUCAAACGUGGUCUCCAGCCCACACGUGCGCCGGAAAGCAUGAUGAGGCCAACAUCGCAGCAUUGUACGCCUGUCAGUAUAUCGUCGAAAUGCUUCGGCCUAGGUUUCUUACCCUGGAGCAGACUUUUGGCAUUGUGCAGGACCGCUACCUCCCGUUCUUUAAUGCGCUCGUACAGUCCCUCACCCGUUAUGGCUAUUCCCUCAUGUGGAGAGUACUGCCUCUCGUUGCGUUCGGGCUGCCGCAGACCAGGAAGAGGCUGGUUAUGAUCGGCGCCGCUCCAGGACAGCCCCUCCCAGACUGGCCGAAGCCCACACAUAGCGACAGCCCGGGUGCUGGUCAGAGGCAGCUGGUGUCUGCCAUCAGGGCGUGUCGCCGCCUUGUAGACGGAGAGGAUCUGCACGACGCCUCCGGGGCCCGCAUCCUGGACCGCCCGCCCUGGAAUGGCUCCCUGCCUAUGAAUCGGACCAUCACCACCUCGGGCGGCCAAGCAUACCACUGGAGUGGGCAGCGAGAGCUCACACUUGCCGAAUUUGCCAGGCUGCAAGGCUUUCCCGAUGGCUAUAAGUUGGUAGGGCCUUGUGUCAAGAAACAAAUCGGCAACGCCUUCCCGCCUGUCGUUGUACACCAGCUGUUGAAACACAUGCGGCGUUGGCUGGAGGAAAUCGACUGUAUUAGAAAUAGGCCUGACACUAGCGAUGUAAUCUCCAUCAGCAGCAACGAUGAUGAAAAGGAU
This is a messenger RNA of Cryphonectria parasitica EP155, 1647 nucleotides long. RefSeq names its product S-adenosyl-L-methionine-dependent methyltransferase. The annotation marks the transcript as partial. The transcript has a single exon. Gene Ontology annotation, molecular function: methyltransferase activity. The record is from RefSeq and is a predicted model, not a curated record. Gene Ontology annotation, cellular component: nucleus. NCBI's taxonomy places the organism in Eukaryota, Fungi, Ascomycota, Sordariomycetes, Diaporthales, Cryphonectriaceae.